AUGUUUGGCAAGCUCGCUCACUUGGCUCUUGACGCCCUCCUCAUCUCGAUGUGCUUGGCGGGGAUAAAGCGGUCGACAGGGUUGUCACCUGCUCUGUCGCGCCUGUCGAACAAGGACCUGCGCCAACUUGCGUCGACCUUCCUCGAAACCGGCGAAUGGGCGAUGGACUUUGCCAUCGUCGUGCUAGGCCGCUCAUCCGCCUUCGAGCGCAGGCGUUAG
Molecule: messenger RNA, 219 nt
Organism: Rhodotorula toruloides NP11
Lineage: Eukaryota; Fungi; Basidiomycota; Microbotryomycetes; Sporidiobolales; Sporidiobolaceae
Exons: 5
Coding region: 1-219 (72 amino acids)
Cellular component (GO): cytoplasm
Source: RefSeq, a predicted model, not a curated record